Molecule: messenger RNA, 2567 nt
Organism: Balaenoptera ricei (Rice's whale)
Lineage: Eukaryota; Metazoa; Chordata; Mammalia; Artiodactyla; Balaenopteridae
Product: mitochondrial amidoxime reducing component 2
Exons: 8
Coding region: 353-1366 (337 amino acids)
Biological process (GO): nitrate metabolic process
Cellular component (GO): mitochondrial inner membrane
Molecular function (GO): molybdenum ion binding; nitrate reductase activity; pyridoxal phosphate binding
Source: RefSeq, a predicted model, not a curated record
GAGUCGCAGGGCCCCGGGAAGAGGGAGAAGUAAGGCGAAAGUGACCGUUCCAGAGAAAGUGGGCAGCCAGGCCUCUGGUGUGGGGCCUCCGGAACCGCCCCCAAGGGCACCUGAGCACCCCAGUUCGCUCUCGGCCUCGCUUCUCUCGGUUACCGCCUGGCCCUUGGCGCCCAGUUAAGCGUCCCCUCCUUGCGCACAGCCAGUCCUUUCGGCGCGCGGAAAGGGUGUCAGGGCCGGUGCCUGGGCCAACUCUGGCUCCUCCCGCUCGUCUGCAGCCUUGAGCGCCCGGGCGCCCUCCCCACGCCAAUCGCUGCCGAGUCCGCCUCAGACCCGCGCCCGCGAUCGCUGGGUCAUGGGCGCCGCCGGCUCGUCCGCGCUGGCCCGCCUGGGCCUCCCCGCGCCGCAGCCCCGGCCCCGCUGGCUCGGGGUCGCCGCGCUGGGACUGGCCGCGGUGGCGCUGGGGGCCGUGGCCUGGCGUCGCGCGCGGCCCGGGCGGCGCCGGCGGCUGCAGCAGGUGGGCACCGUGGCAGAGCUCUGGAUCUACCCCGUCAAGUCCUGCAAGGGGGUGUCGGUGAAGGCGGCGGAGUGCACGGCCCUGGGGCUGCGCAGCGGUCACCUGCGGGACAGGUUUUGGCUGGUGAUUAAGGAAGGUGGACACAUGGUGACUGGCCGGCAGGAGCCUCGCCUCGUGCUGGUCUCCACUACCUAUGAGGAUGAUUGCCUUAUCCUCAGGGCACCAGGCAUGGACCAACUGGUUUUGCCGAGCAAGCCACGUUCUUCAAACAAGAUCCAUGACUGCAGGGUGUUUGGUCUUGACAUCCAGGGCAGGGAUUGUGGUAACGAGGCUGCUCAGUGGUUCACCAACUUCUUGAAAACAGAAGCUUUCAGGCUGGUUCAGUUUGAAAAGAACAUGAAGGGAAGACCAUCGAGCAAAAUUUUCCCUUCUGUUGUCCAGAAUUACCAGGUGGCCUACCCGGACUGCGGCCCCAUUAUGAUCCUCUCAGAAGCCUCCCUGGAAGAUCUGAAUACCAGGCUGGAGAAGAAAGUGAAAAUGGACAAUUUCAGGCCAAAUAUCGUGGUGGCAGGCAGCAAUGCUUUUGAGGAGGACACCUGGGGUGAACUCCUCAUUGGCGACGUAGAAAUGAAAAAGGUCUUGGCUUGUCCCAGGUGCAUUAUGACCACGGUGGACCCAGAUACCGGAGUGAUCAACAGGAAGGAGCCACUGGAAACCCUGAAAAGCUACCGCCUGUGUGAUCCUUCCGAGAAGCCAAUUUACCAGUCAUCCCCACUUUUUGGGAUGUAUUAUUCGGUGGAAAAAAUUGGAAGCCUGAAAGUUGGUGACCCCGUGUACCAGAUGGUACAGUGACAGAUCCACUAGGUUUCAGCAUCCCGGAGGCACUGAUCCAGAUUUUAAUGACCACAGCAGCACCACCUGGGCAAAUUCUUAUUACCCAGCCUGUGACCAUCUUUAUCGUAGAAAUGAAUCUCUUUUUGGAGUUAACGGAUGCUCUGAGUUAAUGCAAGGAAAGUAUGAGAGGUGAUUUGGGAAUAAGAACAUAUGUAGAUUUUAGAUAAUGAAGACUUUUAAAAUAAAUAAAACUGCCGAUAAAAUUAAUGUUAUGGUAGCUACUGCACGUCUCCAAUCCCUGACAUUAAUAUUGAUGAAUAAAGAAAGUCUAAAGGACAAAAUAAUGCCAUUUGCAGCAACAUGGAUACAACUAGAGAUCAUUAUAUGAAGUGAAGUAAGUCAGAAAGAGAUAGACAAAUACCAUAUGAUAUCACUUAUAUGUGUAAUCUAAAAUAUGGCACAAAUGAACCUAUUUACAAAACAGAAACAGACUCACAGACAUAGAGAACAGACUUAUGGUUGCCAAGGGGGAGGGGGUAGGGAGAGGGAUGGACUGGGAGUUUGGGGUUGGUAGAUACAAACUGUUACAUUUAGAAUGGAUAAACAAGGUCUUAAUGUAUAGCAUAAGGAACUGUAUUCAAUAUCCUGUGAUAAACCAUAAUGGAAAAUAAUAUAAAAAGAGACUGUAAAAAAAAAGUUUAAAGAAUCAGCUAAAAAGCUACACAAUUUUUUUGAAUGUUUAUAUUUUAUUACCCAUCAUUCUGUGUUUUAGGAGACAUGAGAAACAACAGGUUUCCUAAUAUACCUUUACAUGUUAACAUACAAAUUCCUAUUAGUGACAUGUUAACACACAGAUUCUUACUGAUUGGUUUUUACAUCGCUAUUGAGUCCUGUUGACUUUUUGCUUGUGUGGUUUUGACCCCACCAUUAUGGAAUUGGGUUUUAUUUGAGAAUGGAAAUUAUUCUGUAGACUUUGCUUCUAUAUUUGAUUAUGCCUCUAUUAAGCCAGGUAAAAGUAAUUGUAACUGACAGAUACACCAAGUAUGAAUUCCAAGUACGAUAAAGAAGAGAAUGGGAUUUGAAAGAGAAUGAAAUUUUGACAGUAGGAGUAGGAGGAUGGAAUCACGAACCUAUUCUUUUAGAUGCCAGUGAUUUUUGAACUAUUGGUAUGAAUAGAACAAGAAUUCUCACUGAUGUAAUAUGAGAAUGAAUGAACUCA